Molecule: messenger RNA, 2015 nt
Organism: Thlaspi arvense
Lineage: Eukaryota; Viridiplantae; Streptophyta; Magnoliopsida; Brassicales; Brassicaceae
Source: the annotation of a GenBank genome assembly
AUGGAAAUCCCCGAAAUCUAUUGUUUCAAAAGCGAGUCCGAUUGGGUCGCAACAUUGCUUUGCCAAAAUCCUCACUUUGUUGCUGAGAAACACACGGCAAUGGCAAUUCCAAUGGCAAUGGCGACACCUACAGAUUCCGUGAGUAGAGUUUUGAGCAUGUCGUCUCUCAGAUCAGCUCUUCCCUCCGCCGCAUCUUGCCGUUUACCUUCCUCGUCUUCUCGCCGUCCGGUCACUCUCCGUCUCCCCGUCUCUUCUCCUUCACCGCUUACUCUCCCGUCUUUCUCUGGUCUCUCCCCGGUUAAUCCCCUAAUCUCAAUCGGACUUCCAGAUUGGCAGAGUUUUGAGAACGGGUUCAAAAUCGUCGAUGGUGGUGGUCGUAUCUACGCCAUGAGACACGGGAGGCGAGUCCCGAAGCUGAACAGACCACCGGACCAGCGGAAAGCUCUCCUCCGUGGACUCACGACGCAGCUGUUGAAGCAUGGACGAAUCAAGACCACUCGAGCCAGAGCCAGUGCGAUGAGGAAGUUCGUGGAUAAGAUGAUAACCAUGGCCAAAGACGGCUCUCUCCACAAGAGAAGGCAAGCUCUGGGAUUUAUCUACGAGAAGCAGAUUGUCCACGCACUGUUCGCCGAGGUUCCGGAUCGUUACGGGGAGAGAAAUGGAGGCUACACGAGGAUCAUCAGAACUCUUCCAAGGCGUGGUGAUAAUGCUCCUAUGGCGUACAUUGAGCUUGUUUAAUCAAAGAGGUUGAAGCCACUAAUGGAAUAUAUGGGUUACAUUAAGUAAAGAAGAAGUGCUUUGAAUGCAAGAUGAACAUGCCAACCAGUUCCUCACCAUCUGCCUACAUUUAUACAUUAUAUGACAGAUUUGCAAAAACCAAAAAAAAAAAUACUUCUAUGACAGUAAUUAGAAUCUGAUGUGAUUUCCUUUGACUUUGUCUUAUGUUCCAAAAGAGUUUUUAAAACUAGUCCUAUGUUGCGUUGACACGUUGAUUUGUAUCGCACGUCGAUUUGUAUUGACUACAACGUGUUAGUGAUUCUGCUGAAUCAAUUUGAAAAUGAAAACAAAAAGCUAACGCCUUUUUUCUUGAUUUUGUUUGUUCUAAAUAAAAAUAAUACAUACACAAAAAGAUAAAACGAUAUCGAAAAACAAAACCCAUCAAAAACGAAGAAGACAAGUGUAGAUCUAUAAAUCAAAGCUUCAGAUUCCGUCCUUCUAGUGAAGACGAUCAGAGCUUAGUUGAAUACUUACAGUGUUGACUCGUGACGUUACGAUUUGGAACAGAGAUGAUGAGAUCGCAGGAAGAAGACGACUGGACUUUAAACUUGAAGAUGUUGAGGACGCUUACUUUGCCGGAGAUCUUGACGAAUGUGUUGAGCGGGAUGACGCCACCCAUGACGUCAGAGAGAAGCUGCGAUUCGGAGAGUAAUCGAUCCGCCAUUAGCGUCAGCGUUAGGUUCAUCGGCUGCGUUUUCUGCGGCGCGAGUCGGCUCGCCGGGAGAGGCGCUUCGCCGAUCAAUUGGCCUCUGUAAUUAAGCAGAGCCGACGAAGGACCGUAGCUGAACCCGACGCGGUUAGGGUUCUUCAGGGAGAGAUCCACGUGGAGCGUUAGGUUCACGACGACCUUGAAAUUCAGCGCGUCGACGGAAGCUCGAAGCCGCUCCACGGUGACGGAAUCUAUGGUUGUGAUUGGUCGUUUGGGUUUGAACAGAGUAAGGGCUAAGACGAGGAUGACUAGAAAGAUGAGGAGGAGGAUGAGGAGAGUGACGCAGAUACAGAUUUUGCGGUUGCGUUUCCGGCCUUUUCUACCGCCGCCGCCGCCGCUACUAGACUGCGUUUCCAUGGAAGCGAUUGUCUUGGGGGCUUCUGGUGGUAACAUGGCUGCUGCUGGCUUCUCCUUUUUAUCAUCAGAAAACCCGCUCAUACUCUUUCUCUCUUGUCUCUGUCUCUCCGCCUUCUUCUCUGUUACGCUUUCUAACUUCUCUUCGCUGUUGUCAAAAAAAAGAAAAUUUUCU